UCGGUCGCAAGUGCGGCCUGCCCCCCACUUCAGCCUCCUCCAGACUCCGAGGACUCACAGUGCCCGAGUGGUUCUGCAGCAGCAACAAAGUCGUCAGGCGCAGACUAUGCCAGCCUGGAUGCAGUGACUUCGGUCGCAAGUGCGGCCUGCCCCCCACUUCAGCCUCCUCCAGAUUCCGAGGACUCACAGUGCCCGAGUGGUUCUGCAGCAGCAACAAAGUCGUCAGGCGCAGACUAUGCCAGCCUGGAUGCAGUGACUUCGGUCGCAAGUGCGGCCUGCCCCCCACUUCAGCCUCCUCCAGACUCCGAGGACUCACAGUGCCCGAGUGGUUCUGCAGCAGCAACAAAGUCGUCAGGCGCAGACUAUGCCAGCCUGGAUGCAGUGACUUCGGUCGCAAGUGCGGCCUGCCCCCCACUUCAGCCUCCUCCAGACUCCGAGGACUCACAGUGCCCGAGUGGUUCUGCAGCAGCAACAAAGUCGUCAGGCGCAGACUAUGCCAGCCUGGAUGCAGUGACUUCGGUCGCAAGUGCCGCCUGCCCCCCACUUCAGCCUCCUCCAGAUCCCGAGGACUCACAGUGCCCGAGUGGUUCUGCAGCAGCAACAAAGUCGUCAGGCGCAGACUAUGCCAGCCUGGAUGCAGUGACUUCGGUCGCAAGUGCGGCCUGCCCCCCACUUCAGCCUCCUCCAGACUCCGAGGACUCACAGUGCCCGAGUGGUUCUGCAGCAGCAACAAAGUCGUCAGGCGCAGACUAUGCCAGCCUGGAUGCAGUGACUUCGGUCGCAAGUGCGGCCUGCCCCCCACUUCAGCCUCCUCCAGACUCCGAGGACUCACAGUGCCCGAGUGGUUCUGCAGCAGCAACAAAGUCGUCAGGCGCAGACUAUGCCAGCCUGGAUGCAGUGACUUCGGUCGCAAGUGCCGCCUGCCCCCCACUUCAGCCUCCUCCAGAUCCCGAGGACCCACAGUGCCCGAGUGGUUCUGCAGCUGCAACAAAGUCGUUAGGCGCAGACUAUGCCAGCCUGGAUGCAGUGACUUCGGUCGCAAGUGCGGCCUGCCCCCCACUUCAGCCUCGUCCAGACUCCGAGGACUCACAGUGCCCGAGUGGUUCUGCAGCAGCAACAAAGGUGGUGGGCACAGACCGUGUCAGCUUGGAUGCUGCAACUUUCAUUGCAGUUGCAAGCAAUGUCGUCUACCCAGGUUCAGAUGUUACAGUGGUUACGCCGCUGGCACCUGAUGUACACGCCCAGCUUUUAAGAAGAAUUCACCAGCUUGAACCCCAAAACAAGAUCUUAAAAUGCAGAGCCAGUUCAUCCAAGCGGAAAUGUGAACAGCUGGAAGCUGGUUUGAAAAGGGUGUUCAAUCCUGAUCAGAUUCAGGCCUUGUCCCGACAAAGCAACAGAGGAUGCAAGUGGUCGAAAGAAACAAUCAAAGAAAGCCUUCAACUUCAUUUCGCCUGUGGUGCAACGGGUUACGACAUGCUCCGUUCAAAAUCGCUUCCACUACCAGCAGCGAGGACAUUGCGACAAAGGAUUCAAGGCCUCAAAUUUGAACCUGGUGUUUUGGGCGAAGUUUUUAACCUCAUGAAGUCUAAAGUGGAACUACUCAAUGAAAAGGAGAAGAAAUGUGUUUUGAUGUUGGACGAAAUGGCUAUCGUCCCAAAAGUCGAGUAUGACUCAAGUACAGGAUCAAUUCGGGGAUACUCCACCCUGCAAGUGCCUAGUGUAAGCGGCUCAACUCUGGCGACGCAUGCCUUGGUCAUCAUGAUAGCGGGUGUGUCCUCAAGGUGGAAGCAGGUUGUAGGCUACCAUUACACAGGAAAUUCAUUCAAUGGGGAUGAUGCAGCAAAAAUGGUACUUGAAAUAAUAAGAAAAUGUGAUGACAUGGGCCUUCAUGUUGUAGCCAUUACAACAGAUAUGGGGUCAGGGAACAGGGCAAUGUGGAAAUAUUUUGGAAUCAGUGCUGGGAAGUACAGCAGGGUGUCGAACAAGUUCAAGCACCCUUGCCGAGAAGAUGCCGAUAUAGCUGUGCUAGCUGAUGUGCCGCAUGUAGCGAAAAAUCUCUGUGGGCAUCUUCUUCGGAAGCAAAAAAUCACUCUCAGUGACGCAGUCGUUGCGGAAAAUAAUUUGAACUCCAAUAUCGUAACAAUCCAACCGGUGGUGAGGCUAAUAGAAUUCCAGGAGCAACAGACCUUCAAGCUGGCACCGAAUCUCCAAAAAGAACUCCUGGAACCGAACCAGUUUGAAAAAAUGAAGGUUAGCAAUGCACUGAGAAUACUGAGCCGCUCCACAUCCAGUGCUCUUCGGUUCAUGGUGGAGAACUACGGCUGGGAGAAGGACGUCCUGACAACAGCUUGGUUUAUUGAACAUGUGAACCGAUGGUUUGAGUUAAUGAGUAGCCGACACCCCACAACGACAUUGAGCUUCUUUGAUUCAGAGCGGUACUCGGAAGCAUUAACCUUCCUGAACAAGUUCAAGGACAUGUUCACGUCGUUGAAAAUCGACACGGGGACUUUCAAGCCUGUUCAAACAGGAGUAAUCUUGUCAACCUCCUCGAUACUCUACCUUCAAGACCUGCUACUCCAUGAGGAGGGGUUUACCUUUGUUUUAACCUCAAGGUUCACGCAAGACAGUCUCGAAAACUUCUUUUCAUCUGUCCGACGUCGUAACCCCAUUCCAACCCCGGUUGAGUUCAAAUCAGCCUUGAGGAUCAUAACACUGUCCCAGUAUUUGAAACCUGUCAGGAACAGCUCCUACGAAUUGGAUGAUGAGGCAUUUUAUCUAGCAGACUUAUCUGACAUCCCCGAAGCAACCAGGGUUGAGCCUGUCGAAACGGAUGAAGAUGAUCCACCAACAGUCACAGAGCUCUCGGAGAGUAACUCUUUUUAUUACUACUGUGGAUAUAUAGUAUCGAGAGUUGUCAAAAAUGAUUCGGUGUGCGACGAGUGCAUAGCUGCUGUGAAAGCUGUUGAAGGCCAGACAGUUCUGGGUAACCUCACACGUCUAAAAGCGUACAAAGAGGGCUGUCUGGUCUUUAUCUCUGACAGUGUCUUGGAACUUCUGACUAGGUGUGAGGCAACAUUCACCGCGCGCAUCUCAUCACUGUUGAACUCCAGUAAUAUUGCAAAUACACUGGCGGCUGAAAUGAAAGCUCGCAACCACAGCCUUCCGGAAUGCCAUGACAUUGCUGGGAAAAUCAUUGGGCGUUUCUGUCGGGCUAGAGUGAGGCUUUAUGUAAAAGAACUGUCCAAAAAAGAGCUCAACAAGAAAACUGUUGGUACUGACCUUUCAAGCAAGUCAAUGGCAGCACCAAGGAGGCGCUAAGUAACGAGGUCAACCAAGUUUAUCGCGUCAUUAGUUUACGUCGUGUCGCAAGAUUCCGACCGCUUUUACAAAGUGUUAUGAUCAGUGUUAUGUUUCAAAAUAUCUAACCAGUAAAUGGAACUAAUUUUAUUGCCAGAUCUGGUCGAACUGGUAAAUAAAGCUUUAUUCCCUC
Molecule: messenger RNA, 3490 nt
Organism: Ixodes scapularis (black-legged tick)
Lineage: Eukaryota; Metazoa; Arthropoda; Arachnida; Ixodida; Ixodidae
Product: transposable element P transposase
Exons: 14
Coding region: 1474-3318 (614 amino acids)
Source: RefSeq, a predicted model, not a curated record